AUGGUUAUCGAGGGCCUGCCCACUAUCCCCACGGAUUUUGCUAGAGCAAAAGGCUGGUGCCUAAAUAAGAUCCCUUCCUUUGGUGCUGCUCUUGGUCUUUCAGCCACCAGCAUUCCGAGUGCCUGGGGGACAGCUUGGAAGGAAAUGGCCAGGGAAGCUCAUUGGUGCCUGUGCACCCCAGCCUCUGGGAUGGGGGCCGGGGGCAGGCUGGCUGCAUCAGCCCUUGGUGCUCAGAAAGAACAAAGGAAUGCGGUUUCUCAAGGUUACAUGGUGUGUCCGAGACAGACAGCCCCAGGGUGGCCUUUGUAUCUGUCUUGCCUUUGA
This is a messenger RNA of Pipistrellus nathusii (Nathusius's pipistrelle), 324 nucleotides long. The record is from the annotation of a GenBank genome assembly. Lineage: Eukaryota; Metazoa; Chordata; Mammalia; Chiroptera; Vespertilionidae.